Molecule: messenger RNA, 376 nt
Organism: Wasmannia auropunctata (little fire ant)
Lineage: Eukaryota; Metazoa; Arthropoda; Insecta; Hymenoptera; Formicidae
Product: farnesyl pyrophosphate synthase-like
Exons: 2
Biological process (GO): trans, trans-farnesyl diphosphate biosynthetic process
Cellular component (GO): cytoplasm
Molecular function (GO): dimethylallyltranstransferase activity; (2E,6E)-farnesyl diphosphate synthase activity
Source: RefSeq, a predicted model, not a curated record
UUGUUAGAGAUGGGGCACUUGUUUCAAGUCCAAGAUGAUUAUUUGGGUUGCUUUGGAGAUCCCGACGUCUAUCGCAAGGAUUUUACUGAUAUACAGGAGGGAAAAUGUACGUGGCUGGCUGUUGUAGCUCUCCAACGUGCAACCCCAGAGCAGCGUAAAAUUAUGGAAGAGUGUUACGGAGUUUCGGAUCCGGAGAAAGUAAGACGCGUGAAAUCGCUCUACACUGAUCUGGGCAUACCAAAAAUUUAUUCUGUAUACGAAGAAGAAACAUAUAAUCUACUGAAUGUACAUAUACAGCAGAUAUCACGCGGGCUUCCACAUAGUUUAUUCUUGAAUUUAUUAGCAAAGAUUUAUCGCAGAGUGGCAUAAAACAAUC